UUCAUUGCAGACGCUGCGAGGGUGCAGCCAGGAGCCACGAUGGCCUCGUACACUGCUUACAGUGGCUACACGAAGCCCCCCCAGUCGUAUGCGGGCUCCUACUACGAUGAGAAACAGGCCAAGGCCUACACCGAUUAUCAGGACUCGGUGUACGAGGAGAAACAGAGGCGUGAGAAGAAGGACCGCAGUGACGCCAUCUGCUGCGAGGUGGUGGCGCUCGUCAUCGGCUUCGUGGGACUAAUCGGAGUGGCGGCCGUGACGGGCCUGCCGAUGUGGAAGGUGACGGCUUUCAUCGAGGAGAACAUCAUUGUGAUGGAGACCCGCUGGGAGGGACUAUGGAUGAACUGCUACAGACAGGCCAACAUCAGAAUGCAAUGCAAGGUGUACGACUCCCUACUGUUUCUGCCCCCCGACCUCCAGGCCGCCCGAGGCCUGAUGUGCAGCGCCGUGGCCCUCUCCGCCUUCGCCCUCAUUGUUUCAGCAGUGGGGAUGAAGUGUACCCGAGUGGUGGACCACCGGGCUCGCACCAAGCACAUCGUUCUGGUGGCCGGAGGCUGCCUGUUCCUCCUGGCCUGUGUCACCACCCUGAUCCCUGUGUCCUGGACCGCUCACGUCAUCAUCAGGGACUUCUACAACCCGCUGCUGAUCGACGCGCAGCGCCGGGAGCUCGGGGAGGCUCUGUACAUCGGCUGGGUGACCGCGGCUCUGCUCUUCAGUGCCGGGGUGAUCCUGCUGUGCCGCCACGCUCCCCGCACCCAGGAAUCAGACGAGAGGAUUGUGUACAACCCCGGGGACAACAUGUACCAGCCUAAUUACAUGUACCAGCCAAACAACUACCAGCCGGCCUACACCUACCAGCCGUCCUACACCUACCAGCCGGCCUACUCCCAGCCACCGCCAGGAUCUGUGGCUUACACACCAAGUCGGUACUAGAGGAAUCAAACACAGAGACUAUUUUGAUUUAUUGCGAUUGAGAAUAAACUGACGAACCGGAGGAGAGGCUGUCACUGGAAAUGGCCGGAUCUUUUAUUCCUUUCUCAGAAAGGGCCACGUGUGCUUUAAUCAUGAUGAACCCUGUUGAAUUUUUACAUUCUUUGUUUCAGUGUGAUUGAUUUUCACUAAAUUAUAUCAGUUAAUGAGGCGCAACGUUUUUAUUUAGAAAAAUCUGCAACAAUAUAAUCUGUUGUGUCGUCUUUACAGCCUCUGCUGAUGCUCUUUGAGAACAAACUAUGCACUAUAGGCCUUUUUCAGAUAACAUACCUCCAAAUGAGUUUUUGUUGUGAAUGUACAUACUUGUUCAAAAUGUUUGGCCAAAAAAUACAAGGUCAACUGUGGUUUACAAUAAAGGGAAAAUGUUCAGAAAACUGAGAAACUUGUUAUUUUCUUUUCUGGUUUAAACUGAUGGAGAUUAAAGUUUAAACCCCGGUUACACAAUAGCCUUUGUUUCACAGCCUGCCUGGGAAACAGGAGUUCCUACAUAGCCACUGUUUGUACAUGGAGAGUUGUUAUGUCGUCUGAGGUAGAAAUGUGCCUGAACUGGUAAAACCAGACCGUUGACAUGGGUCCGCUCACAACACAAAGACACCGAGAGAUUUAAUUACUUCCACGCCAGAGCUACAACUCCCAGGUUUAUUAGACCCUGACACAGAGAAAUCAAGAAAACCCAGACAGGAGAUACAACACUGACAGAGACACGCAAUCACACAGUAAUAAAUAAUGUAAAAAGAGGAUGUUCUUUUUGUUGAUGUUUUGUCUCUAAAGUCCCACUGCAGUUACAUUUUUAAAACAUACAGCAAACCACCAUGGCAAAUGAUAAAGAACUAAAUUGAUUAUAUUUGGAAUUAUGUUCUUUGCCCUCACUUAUGAUUCAAAACAUACAAAUUCCUUUAUACUAUAUACUCUUUAUUAUUAUUAUUAUUAAUCGUGGCAGUAGUUUUUGUUGUAUAGGGUUUACAUUUUUUUGUUUAUUAUAAGGAAUUCAUUUUAACACAGCUCAACAUUCAAAUCUAAAAAUGUCCAAUGCUGUUGUUUUUAUCCUGUCAUGUCAAAUUUGAAUAAACAAAACCUGGACCCCAGGACAAACCCUAGAUUGAG
Molecule: messenger RNA, 2094 nt
Organism: Platichthys flesus (European flounder)
Lineage: Eukaryota; Metazoa; Chordata; Actinopteri; Pleuronectiformes; Pleuronectidae
Product: claudin-8-like
Exons: 1
Coding region: 40-933 (297 amino acids)
Biological process (GO): bicellular tight junction assembly; cell adhesion
Cellular component (GO): plasma membrane; bicellular tight junction
Molecular function (GO): structural molecule activity
Source: RefSeq, a predicted model, not a curated record